AUGGAUGGCCAACUGCGCUUGCCCGGCUUGCCCUUGGCCGGUGGUGGUGCCAGUGCCAGUUCCUCUUCGAAGGAGCCGCCGCCUGACGAGCCAGAUGCCAGCAUCGAUGAUUUGUUAAAGCUCAUCGAAGAUGGCCCUGGCGCCAGGGACCAAGAUGUGGAUGAACUUCUGCAAUCCUUGCAGCCCAAGGAAGGUAGCCCCUUCUUGCAUCCCACACCUGCACCUGUGGCGGGCCCAAGUGGGCGGCGCAGACCACACGUCGUGACCAUACAAACGGGAUGCCUGCAGCAGGGUGGUGACGGGAGCGAAGACAACAUCCAAGUGGUUAUGGAUGACCUUUGGCCCAACAAAAUGGUGCAAGAUGACAGCGCAGGCGGUGCAGGUGCAGAUGCAGCAGAUUCUGGAGAUGCAGAUGAGGAGGUGGACGCGGAUAUGGAGGACAUGAUUUGCUUUGACCAAGAGAGUGCUUGGAGCAUUCCUUUGGUGCUCUCGAAGCACAAUUUCCUGGAGAGCAUCUUCGGGGCCUUCCUGAUGAUCAUGAAUGCCACCAUGCAGGUCUUGUUCACAGUCAUCAUCAUGUCUCCAGACUUCUUGGGAGAGGGCCUUUCCGUGACGGAUGCAAGCACAUGGCGUCACAGAUACGCGCACGAUCUCGCUUUCGUGGGCCUGGACCACAGGAACUUGGCUUCGAUCGUGUGCGAUGAGGACGGUGCCUUGAUCUUCUCGACAGCUCAAGUGGCUCAGCUGGUGGAGAUCAACAACUACUUAGGACUUGAGAAGUUGUCCUUUGAGCUGCCCAAUUUCCAGCCUGGCAUGUUGCUGGCAUUUCUUUGCAUCCUUCUUUGGAACAUUUGCAUCUUUAGCGAGCUCCGGAGCUUGUCGUGGCAGCGAAUCGCGAUCAUGACACUUGUGUGUGUGGGGCGUGCAGUGGUAGCGGGUGCCCUGCUGAUCUCAGGCACCAUCUGGCUGGGCAACACAACAUCCAUUACGGAGCUCAUGUUGAAUGCGGUUGCCCUAGAGGCCGUUCUCCACAUUGAUGAGUUUAUAUGUCGGGCUCUGGUGCCCACCAACAUGCAGCAGAAGAUCAAGAGGCUGCCGCCAAUGCAAGUGAGGAGGAGCCGACGCUGGCCGAGUGUGGAAAAUGUUAUCCUUGCUUGUAUGCUCGCGGCUGCGCUUUUGGUCCCCUGGAUGACAGUGCUUGUGCCCCUCAGAGAGACAAUGCUCUCUGUGAAGAGAGAGAUGUGUGGAGGGGACAUUGAUUUUGUCAUCGCUGGGACGUCUGGCCAGAUGUACACCGCACUCUCUGUGAGCACAGGGGCACCACCCUCUGCAGAUGUAAUACAUGCUGAGACCGCAGUUCACGAAAUUCUUUCUGGCGAAGCCAGAAGGAAUGGGAGAGUGGAGUAUUCAAUCUGGGAGGGAGGGUCAUUUGGAUUGCUGGCCGCUCGCAGAAAUCAGGUAUACCCAGAUUUCAAGAAAGAGUUCUACGUUUGCCGUGAGAAUGACCGUGACAAUGACUUCACUGCAGUUUUGCAGGGUGUGGGCAUGCGGGUUGGCAAGCCAGGAGCAAAGACCUGCGAAGAGCUGGCCUAUUUCUGCAGUGAAGAAGCCCCUGAGUGGUUGUUCACGAUGGAAGCAAUUUGGCUUCGCAACUCUUGCCCCAGACAUUGCGGGUGCACUCAGCCACUGUCAUCUCCACUGCUGAAGACUCCUUGGUUUGGCUGCACAAGACAAUGCAUUCAAGAGUCCUAUGGCUUCAGCAUGUACGGAUUCAGUCCCCUUUUCGGAAAGCCGCCCAAUUUCACGACCGGCUGCAAGGACCAACUCCCUGGACCUUCUUGGCACCAUUUCUGGGACAACUAUUUCCCCAUGGUUGACCACUACCACGGCUCUGACUAUUUCGCCACAAGACUGAUCUAUCUUGAAUUUCGUGACUGGGCAAAGGCAGUUGGCUGUCCAGUUAUAGCCACACAGCCUCAAGAUUUGAUGGGCUCCUUGGUGUGCAGAGGUAGCUCACGCUACUUGCCCCUGGCAUGGUUUUGCCCGGAGACUUGCGGCUGUAGUGCAUCUGGCAACCUUGAGAGAGACCACUUUUGCUUCGCCUACGACUAUUGCCCGAUGCAUGUCAUGCCCAAUGAGACUGAGCAGGCCUGGCAGCUUAUCAGGAAGUAUGACUUGCUGCGGACGCUCAUGAAUCCAGAACUCUUGUUCAACGACGACGCGUGGAUGUAGCCUGUGAUGUACGAGCAGCUGGGCAAAGACCCUUUGCAGCUUCUGUUUUUGAAGAAUGUCCACGUUGUUUGAAAUGCAUGAAUUGCUUCAGUUUCGUUUAAGUAAAUGCCAAAGGCAAGGCCCAUCGUUUCUUUUGUGAACGCAGCAGAAAUAUUCGCAGACCUUUCAAAA
Messenger RNA from Durusdinium trenchii, 2403 nucleotides. The record is from the annotation of a GenBank genome assembly. Lineage: Eukaryota; Dinophyceae; Suessiales; Symbiodiniaceae.